Molecule: messenger RNA, 1481 nt
Organism: Ipomoea triloba (trilobed morning glory)
Lineage: Eukaryota; Viridiplantae; Streptophyta; Magnoliopsida; Solanales; Convolvulaceae
Product: zinc finger BED domain-containing protein RICESLEEPER 2-like
Exons: 5
Coding region: 829-1452 (207 amino acids)
Source: RefSeq, a predicted model, not a curated record
GUUUCCCAUUCUCUUCCAGCAGCCACCGUAAGCCAUCUCAAAUUCAUCAGUCGGCACCGUAGAACUUUUACCCUAUUCUCAUCCUUCAUCAUCAAGUUCUCUCCUCUGUUCAUCGUAGGAAUUCAAGGGUUUUUAUUGAUUUUGGAAUCUAGUUAAUUUUGCAGGUGGUGAUUGCAUGAUUUGGAGCAUGAGAGCGAUUUACACCCUUUUAAAUUAGUAUUUGGAGUUUUAUUUUAUUUGAUAAUCUAGAGGUUGUAUUUAAAAGAAAUGUAUUAGUUCAUUGUGCUAGUAUAAAUUAUGGGUUAUUUUUAGUAGUUGUUUUAGCCUGUGCGUUUAGAUAUAAGUUGUAUCUAAACGUGGCGGUAGUAUCCCUAUUUUCUGUAGUUUUGGAUUUGGGCUUCCGCAAUUAUAAGAUAUUUUUAAUUAAAUAAAUCCAUUUUUAAUGAAAAAUUUUAGUUAUGAAAAUGGGGGUGUUACACCGUCCUCCCAAGUCCCAGCCGGCGUCGAAGUGCGAACUGGAACUCUGGAAGACUGACCUCGGCCUCUCUGCGAACUGUGAAGUGCGGCGACCUCGGCCUCUCUGCGAACUGUGAAGUGCGGCGACCUCGGCUUCUCUGCGAACUGCAGCGACCUCACCUCUGCGUCUGCGACAUCUUCGGCCACUGCUCGCCGUUGACGAUCGACCCUAACUACUGCUAGUCUGCUCAACGCCUAGAAUGGAAGGUGAUAAUUCCCAUGUAGGCGGUUGUGAUCCAUUUUCUCCAAUGCCUAUGAGCUCACCAGUAGAGUACCCUAAUUCGUCCCCCGUGGAUUCACCUAGUGCUAGGAAUGAAGCAGAAACUCAAGAAACUCAAGGAACUAGUCAAACUGUUGAAGGUGCCUAGUCGGAAUACAAUUAGGGCGGAUAUUCUAAAGCAGUAUGAGGGUCAAAAGACCACACUUAUUGAGUCUAUGAAUAGAAGCGCAAGUAAGGUUACAUUGACGACGGAUAUGUGGACUUCAUCUAAUGGAAAGAAGGGGUACAUGGCUAUUACAGCUCAUUUUGUGGACAACAAUUGGAGUCUACAUAAUUUAAUUUUGAGGUUUAUUUAUGUCCCGGCUCCACAUACAACAUUGGCUCUUUCAAAAGAAAUGUUGAAAUGUGUUUUAGAUUGGAAUCUUGAGAGAAAGUUGUCUGCAAUAACUGUUGAUAAUUGUUCAACUAAUGAUGCUUUAGUAAAUAACAUGUUCAAGCUUAAUCGUAAGCAUCUUUUAUUUGGGGGAAAAUUUUUCCAUAUGCGUUGUUGUGCACAUAUCUUGAAUUUGAUAGUGCAAGAUGGGCUAAAAGUUAUGGGGAGGGGGAAUGGAUUGGAAAGAGUUAGAGAUAGUGUUAGUUUUUGGUUAGCUACACCAAAAAGACAACAACUAUUUAAAGAAAGUGCAACACAUUUGGGCAUAGAAUACUCAAAAUAGUUAGUUCAGGAUUGUAAGACUCGAUGGAA